Molecule: messenger RNA, 873 nt
Organism: Fusarium venenatum
Lineage: Eukaryota; Fungi; Ascomycota; Sordariomycetes; Hypocreales; Nectriaceae
Source: RefSeq, a predicted model, not a curated record
AUGUCCACCGACGCCGCUCACUCAGCAAAGGCCAAGCCCCUCUCCUACAUGGAGAAGCUUUCUGAUGAGGUCUUCUUCUAUAGACCUUCGACUAGUGACUCAGCCACUAGCGGAUCCAUACCACCAAAGCUCAUCAUUGUCGCCAGCUGGACCAAUGCGCUUGAUGCUCACAUCGCCAAAUAUGUCGACAAGCAUAAGCGGCUAUACCCAGUUGCGCAAAUUCUACUGGUCAAGAGCUUUAACAGGACCUUUUUUGACCCCAAGGCCCUCUCACGUUUCGUGAGACCGAUGGUGCCAGUAAUCAGGGCUGCGGUUCCUGAGGGUGCAUCCUCGACUACGCAGCCGAGCAUCUUGAUCCACAUCUUUUCCAACGGUGGCUCAUCAUCCAUCUCAGCCUUAUAUGAUGAGUAUUCUAUUUCCGCUCGCGGGGAUGAGGAUCCCUAUCUCCCGACUCAUGUCAUGAUCUUUGACUCAGCACCAGGUGCUCAAAGAGCUUCAACAACAUAUGCAUUCUUUGUUGUUGGUUUCUCCAAGCUUCAACGCCUUUUUCUAUCGCCACUUAUUUACAUCGCUGCAUUUUUCUGGCAGCUGAUUAGGAAUCUUGGUGCUACUAAGGAUUGGCUAGUCUACUGGGGUAAGACCCAUAACGAGGCAGAAGGCAAGAAGGAGCGUGAGCUUCGCAGGUCCUAUAUCUACAGCGACACGGACGAUCUUGUUCUACAUACUGACUUGGAGACUCAAGCCUCACAAGCUGUUGAGCUGGGUUUCAAUGUGCGGAUGGAAAGGUUCGAUGGUUCGAAACAUGUUGCUCAUGCUAGACAUGAUGAUGAGAGGUACUGGAGAAUUGUGCAAAGGACUUGGGAUGGCUUUUAA